GCAUUGAGGGCCCAUGAGAAAAAUGCUCAUUGCGAAUGCUCGCUUCUUCGGCUCCGUGAUCUGGGAUGGACUGACGUUAGCAAGUUGGCAACGAGAAAGGCGAAUAUAUUUACCCACGUCGGCAACUGUCCCUGCCCCCAUGCUAACAACACUAGCACUGCCAAACGCCUGCAUGACCCUCAAAAACACCAGUGCUCCGUAGUUUGCUGGUACUACAGCAAGAAGCACGUUCGCCAAGAUGUAAAUGGCAAGGCUUAUCAAGUACAAUGGACGGCGACCCUUCCAAUCUGCAAAAGUGGACCAGAAUAGCGGCCGUAGACGACAUCAGCAUCUUUGUUGUCUGUUGAUGGGAUGGGGGAGGGUAAAGGCUUACACCGAACGCAAAAGUCAUCAUGAACACUGAAACCGUCACAUUGAUGGCGGUUGGGCUAACAUUGAACUCUUUUUCCAGCACCGGCAAGGCAGGAAGAUAUAUGCCUCCCGCCAAUGGCCCGAAGAAUCCAGCAAUCGUUAUAACAGACAAGAUGAACUUUCGACGGAGAGGGGAGAAAUCGGUGUAAGACCUAGACCCAUCCUGCUUCGGACUCGGAUUCAGGCCCGGUGGCUCGUCUGCUGGUGGCGGGCCAUUCGUUAAAGACUCAUUAUUGGACGUGGAAAGGUGUUGAUGGGAGGAUCGGGGACCUAAAGGUAAAGAUUUUUCUCGGGAGUAUUGUCUGUCGGGGAAGGAGGCAGGGAUAUCGAGGCCGGGUCAUCAUCACGAGCAGGAGGGGGAACACGUUCAACUAGAGGGAUUCUGUCUUCAGGAGAAUGGGGGCGACUAUGGCGGGUGCGUGAUCUUGAUCUUGAUCUGGACUGAGAGGAAGAUGCUCUGUGCGGAGAAGAUUGUCGAGAGCGUCCUAUCUGGACGAAAAAGGGAGAGGGUUAAGCUGGGUUCAGUUCAAGGAGUUCCGGGCUGGUCACACCGAGAAAAGCGCUACCUAAAGACAACAACCUACUCACAGCGGACAGCCGGCCGGCCGCCCGGGCCUCCGACCUCAUACUCCAGCACCUCCAUAGCCCGGGGUGUGUGA
Messenger RNA from Podospora pseudocomata, 1070 nucleotides. RefSeq lists its product as uncharacterized. The transcript is spliced from 2 exons. The coding region runs from base 864 to 1070 and encodes 68 amino acids. The record is from RefSeq and is a predicted model, not a curated record. Lineage: Eukaryota; Fungi; Ascomycota; Sordariomycetes; Sordariales; Podosporaceae.